Molecule: messenger RNA, 1047 nt
Organism: Beauveria bassiana ARSEF 2860
Lineage: Eukaryota; Fungi; Ascomycota; Sordariomycetes; Hypocreales; Cordycipitaceae
Exons: 3
Coding region: 1-1047 (348 amino acids)
Source: RefSeq, a predicted model, not a curated record
AUGGAUCCCUCAUCAAGGCCCGAGGAGACUCCGCUUGAUGAACCAGCUGAUACACUAGCCGAUGUUCCUGACGACGCACAGUCAACUUCCAGCCAAGCCCAAGAUGAGCCUCGAGUAAUUGUCGAACAUCUUAUUUCAACGUCAAAUCAGCCUCAAACUCCACAAGAACUUCCAUCGCCAGGAGAUCUGCCAUCACCAGAAGAUCUGCCAUCACCAGAGAAUGUACCAACGCCGUCAUACACGUUUGACAUUCAGUCAGCUCUGGCAGCCGUGCCUCUUUCGCCUGUCGCAGAAGACGAAGAAGAAGAAGAUUUGUACACCGAUAACCGAGAAAGCUUCAAGACUGCCUCAAAAUCAGGCCGCCAAUCUUCCUCGCCAGAGAGAGAGCAUGUGGAAAAUUCAGAGGAGCCCCACGGUGUGGAACUGACCAAGGCAACCGAUGAUACGCGACUUGCACAACAAGACGUCAAAGCUGAGCACGUCCGUCAAAUACGAUAUGCUCCCUCCGGCGGGUCCUAUCAAGCUCGACUAGCGAAGCAAGGCGGGCCGAUACUCCCACAGUUGCCGCCCAGCUAUUACGAUGCUGCGAUGAGCCUGUCUAGGAUGAAAGAGAGCAAUCUGGAUCGGUUUGAUCCUAUCCGCCAGGCCAGGGUCUCUGAACUGCGAGAACUGAGACCCGUCGCACCAAUUCACAACGCCAGAGCGGCAGAGCGAGAGGAUGACAUUGUCGAAAGAGCAGACACUCCAGCACCUUAUGCAAGCCCCCCGAAAAGGACCCUUUUUGGGUCUAUCCUUGACUGGACAAAGUCACUUGUCAAAGAGAACGUCGACGGCAAAGGAAGAUGGCUCUGUUCUGUUUGCACAGCAUUCUUGAAUACGAUGAACCCUCACGAUCGAGACAGGCGAGUCGUGGAGAGAAUGCAUCAGACGCUCGGGAUUUGGCCACCAUUCAAACGGGUGCCAAAGGUCACAGUGGCUACGCGAAUAUGCGCAAGAUGCCAUCAAAGCACCAAUUGCGUACUAUUUGCCUAUUACGAAGCUGAUUAA